Molecule: messenger RNA, 156 nt
Organism: Auxenochlorella protothecoides
Lineage: Eukaryota; Viridiplantae; Chlorophyta; Trebouxiophyceae; Chlorellales; Chlorellaceae
Exons: 1
Coding region: 1-156 (51 amino acids)
Source: RefSeq, a predicted model, not a curated record
AUGCCCUGGCUUGGGCAUGCCGGGGUGGUUGGCUGGACCAGCGAAGCCUGGGCAAUGAAGACACAGCACAGAGGGGCCCAGCCUGGCAGGACCCAGCGCAGGGUGCUGGGGCCUGGAUUCCCAGCAGAGCCAUCCCAUCUCAGCUCACCAGCCUGA